AAUAAAAGUGUAGUUAGUUUAUAAAGAAAAAUAAUAAUAAAGAAGUGUGGCGACGGAAGAACGUCUCGAAAAGGCAAAGCGAAAGGGAGUGUCUGAUUUUAGGCUUUGUGUUUGUGGGCGACUCACAUUUUCUUCCUCCUCUCCCUCUUCUCCUUUCGGUUGAGAAGAUGGGGUUGUGAUUCUUGGAGUGUAAUUGGAGAUUUGAGGAGGAGAAGAAGAAAGACACGUUAUUAUUAUACACAAUGCCAUCGUUCCCUAGGAGUUCUAGCUUGAAUAAGGUGCUUGAUACCGACAAAAAGACUAAUACUAUGGUCUACCUUAAUGUCUAUGAUCUCACCCCUGCCAAUAAUUAUCUUUACAUGUUUGGUGUUGGGAUCUUUCAUUCCGGUAUCGAAGUGCAUGGCAUGGAAUAUGGCUUUGGAGCACACGAGUAUUCAACAAGUGGAGUAUUUGAGGUGGAACCUAGAAGUUGUCCCGGCUUUAUCUUCAGACGUUCAGUAUUGUUAGGCAGCACCGAUAUGAAUUAUUCACAAUUCCGCUCUUUCAUUGAACGCCUUUCCGCAAAAUAUCAUGGAGACACUUACCAUUUGAUUGCGAAGAAUUGCAACCAUUUUACAGAUGAAGUUUGCCAACAGUUAACGGGAAAGCCUAUCCCUGCGUGGGUUAAUCGGUUGGCUCGUGUUGGUUCUUUUUGCAAUUGUCUUCUGCCAGAAAGCCUUCAGGUUUCUGCUGUUAGACACGAACCUGAUCAUCUCGGACAUUCUGAUGAAGAAGAUUCAGAAUCUGAUUCUGCAUCAGUUGAUAGUGAAGAGGAAGGUUCCAAGCACCAUUUGCUAACUCCAACGAAUGGUGAUGUUAACUUUAUAAAGGAAAAACCGAUGGCUCUCCAAUGAUUUUCAUUUUUUACUGUAAUUGUGAUUAUUAUUAUUAUUAGUAAUUAACUAAUUAAUAAUAAUUUUAUUUCAUUUUGUCUUCCUUCAACUGUAUCUGCGAUAUUAGCUCGCACAGUGUAACCAGUUUUCUCAACUGGAAUAUUGGAAAUUCAAAAUGACAUGUUUUGUAUCACAAAGACAAUAGUGUGUUGUAUAUUUCUUGUAUGUUAUGUUUCCAAAUGGAGUGCAUGUUCUGUAAUUUGUAAAUGCUAUUAAUGACUAUUUCAUAUUUUUUUGUAUGA
Molecule: messenger RNA, 1174 nt
Organism: Cicer arietinum (chickpea)
Lineage: Eukaryota; Viridiplantae; Streptophyta; Magnoliopsida; Fabales; Fabaceae
Product: deSI-like protein At4g17486
Biological process (GO): protein deubiquitination
Molecular function (GO): deubiquitinase activity
Source: RefSeq, a predicted model, not a curated record